GCUCUCGCUUAGAACGCAGGCUCCUGUGAGCGGUUGAGGGACUUUGACAACCACAAUGCAAUCCAAUGCAUGGGCGCACAAAGUCACGUUGGCACGCCCAGCGAGCCAAAGCACGACUGUCUCUUCGGCGGUCCAUUAUGCCCUACUGCCACGGUCUACUAUAAGCCCUUUCGAAGGUUAUCAAAUACACGCGCGCCGGCGCACCCACGUUCCCCGGCUGUUCACCUUUCGCGGGUCGCCUUGUGCUCGUGUGCGCGCGCAUCUCCCUGCUCCCGCUGAAGCUUUAGCCAUGGGUCUCGAAAAAGGCCGUGCGCCAGUCGUUGUUGGGCUAGGCGACCCAGUGAUGGACAUCCUUGCACGCGUCUCGCCCGAAUGGCUCGCGACCGUCGCGCCGGAGGCUGGCGGGUGCCUUCCAGUAGCGCCAGAGGAAAUGGAGAAGCUGCUCGCGGCUGCAGCGACGCAAAGCGAGCUCACACGGAUACCCGGCGGCAGCGCCGCCAACGUGGUCAAGGGCGUCGCCAACAUCGCGGGCGGCCAUGCCUCCUGCCGCUUCGUGGGCAUGGUGGGAGCAGACGCCACAGGCGCCGAGUACCGAGCCAAGCUGUCCGCCCAAGGGGUGGCGCCAGUGCUGCUGGAGUCGGGCAGCGGUGCGCCGUCCGCCUGCGCCGUGUGCUUCGUGACGCCGGACGGCCAGCGCACCAUGCGCACCUGCCUGGGCGCCUCGCUGGAGCUCAGGAGCUGCGCGCAGCUGCCGGCGGGCUGGAGCGAGGGCUGCGGGCUGCUGCACGCCGAGGGCUACUGCCUGUACCGGCCGCAGCUGGCUCGUGAGAUGAUGAGUCUGGCUCGGGCCACGGGCGCGAUCACCUCCAUUGACCUGGCCUCGUUUGAGCUGGUGCGCAACUGCAAGGACAGCAUGCUGGGGCUGCUGAAGGACGGCCUGGUCGACCUCAUCUUCGCCAACGAGGAGGAGGCCGUCACGCUCUGCACCGAGCUGGGACUGCUGCCGCCCGCCGACGGCGCCUCCGCACCGGACACUGACGCCGCAGUGGAGGCGGCGCAGCGCUUCCUGCUGUCUCCCACAGGCGGCCGCUGCAAGGUGGCCGUGACCAGCCUGGGCGCUCGCGGCUGUGUGGCGCGCGCCGCCGACGGCGGCCACGGCGCCGCCGCCGCCUGCCGCGUGCAGGUGGUUGACACCAUUGGCGCCGGCGACUUUUUCACAGCCGGCUUCUUGGCGGCGUACUUGAGGGGAGGCAGCGUGCAGCAGUGCGCGGCGGCGGGCUGCGCCUCCGGCGCAGAGGCAGUCCAGGCCAAGGGCGCGGAGCUACCCGAGGAGGCGUUCGUGCGGCUGCGGGCGGCGAUUGAUAGCAUCCUGGCGGCGCAGCCGGUGGCGGGCGGCGCGGCGGCGGCGGCGGCAGCAGCAGCAGGCGUGGCGGCGGCGGUGGCGGCGGUGAUGGGUGCGGGCGCGGGCGCGGGUGCCAAGGCGGUGGGCAUGGCGGCGGUGGCUGGGUCGCCGGCGGCGGCGGCGACGGCGAAGCCGGAGCCGGUGGCGGCGAUGGUGUGAUGCGGCGGUUGCUGGGGGCGGUUGGUGGCAUGGUGCGGGUGAGG
Chlamydomonas reinhardtii is the source of this 1605-nucleotide messenger RNA. RefSeq lists its product as uncharacterized. Bases 290 to 1561 code for a protein of 423 amino acids. Gene Ontology annotation, molecular function: kinase activity. The transcript is spliced from 4 exons. Lineage: Eukaryota; Viridiplantae; Chlorophyta; Chlorophyceae; Chlamydomonadales; Chlamydomonadaceae. The record is from RefSeq and is a predicted model, not a curated record.